AUGAAAUCGUCAGAUAAAGAGCCAGAGUUGUUGAGCCAGGGCAAAUCCAUAUUGGGUGAACCUUGGGUGCCAAUAUAUGAGGCCCCUGUGGAGUUUGAUGGAAAAAAUUUCCAAACUGCAAUGACUAAUCUCAUUAGACAACCUAAUAUCAACUCCACUGUUAUCAUGAGAGCAGAUAUCCUUAGUGAAAUCGCUUAUACCUCGGAGGGUGAGGUGGACAGUCAAUCAGUGAGUGAGCUAGCCCAAAAAAUGCCAGAAUUUGAGCAAAAUGAAGGUGGAGAGAGCGUAUUACAUAGAUACCUUGAAGACGUAGCUUUGAAAAGUAUCACCAUAGAUGAUUCAACGGUGAAGCUUCAAAAAAGAGCCGAUGUAGUACGGCGAAUAAUACCAAGGAAUCCCUUUAAGGACCAUAUCAUAAAUCAGACAUGUUUGUUGUUGACUGGAGAUGAAGACGAGUCUGUCCUUGUGGUGUACAUCCCUCACAUAAAGACAAGCGAUGAGAUCCCAUUUUACCUCCCGCCGGUUUAUGCGGUGGGGAUUUUGCUUCAUGAUUCGAAGUUGUCAAUUCACUAUUUCCCCUUUAAGGAUGAGAAUGCAGAUGACCUCAGGUCUUUGGAUUCCUCAUCUAGACCGAUUAGAAUCGCCUUGAGGUUGUUACAGACGUCGACGAAGCACUCCCAGGGUGCCAAAGAUGGGUAUGAGAAAAGAGUGAACCACGAUUUGGUGGUACCCAAGGAGUUGUUCCAAAAUAGAUAUAUCAGCUUGAAGAAGAAGUAUUCCUCAACGUUGGUCAAUCUGUGGGUGGAACUGACGGAUCCAAAGAAGCAUGUCUUCGAAGACUUGGCCAUUGCGGCAUUUCUCAUAGAGCUUUGGGCCAAGCACUAUAAAGGUGGAGCCUCGACAUUUGAAUUCAGAGACUUGGGAUGUGGGAAUGGGCUCCUUGUCUAUAUUUUGAACAUGGAGGGAUAUAGAGGGAAGGGUAUCGAUGCAAGGGCAAGAAAGUCCUGGUUGACAUACCCAAAACAUAUUCAAGCCAACUUAUUGGAGCAAGUUAUUAUUCCUCAAAUCUUGCUCAAGCCUCAUCCUGCAGUUGCCAAACUAGCUCCACAUCAGACAGAUAAUGGCAGACUAUUCAUGGUCCCAGAGCAGCCAUCCACUGCCACCAAUAAGGUUCCAUUAGUGAGCUACUACUCGUCCACUAAUUUGUUGGAAUCGACGCAGGUAUGCACAACCAAGGACUUUGCACCAAACACAUUCAUAAUUGGAAACCAUUCUGACGAGCUUACCUGCUGGAUACCCUUGCUAGGAUUCCCCUUCUUGGUCAUACCAUGCUGCUCACACGCAUUGCUGGGAGCCAAAUAUAGGUAUUCGGCAAGGAAGCAGCAGCAGCAGCACCCACAACCACAUAAUCCACAAUCUAAAUCUGCUCCAGCGUCUUCCACUUAUGGAAGCUUAGUGGACCAUGUUGAAGACAUCGCUUUUCAAAUGGGAUGGAAAGUUGAAAGAGAAAUGCUUAGAAUUCCUAGUACAAGGAAUGCUGCAGUAAUAGGAAUAUCUAAAGAAUACGAAGAGUCCCAGGAAGCCUGGGAUACUAGAGUAUUAGACGUGGUAGCACUAGAAGGUGGAGCCGAGGGUUGGGUCGGGAACACUAUGGCACUCAUGAAGAAGUCCCCAAGAAACCAUUAA
Molecule: messenger RNA, 1686 nt
Organism: Dujonia railenensis
Lineage: Eukaryota; Fungi; Ascomycota; Pichiomycetes; Serinales; Debaryomycetaceae
Source: the annotation of a GenBank genome assembly